AUGCUACUCAUCGACUUCAGCUCAGCCUUCACCUCCAAGCUCAUCCUUAGCUCGGAGCCCUGGUGGUGUAAAGAACUUAUCAACAUCAUGCCAAGCCGACUUGAAGGUGCUGCUUACAGUAGAACAGUUUUCGACAACUACUCCGGGAGCGACGGAGACAAACACAAGCUCAACAAGGGAGAGCUGAAACAACUAUUGAACAGUGAACUCCCUUUUCAGAAAGACCCCAUGCUACUGGAGAAGAUCAUGAAAGUUCUGGACUCCAACAAAGACAACGAGGUGGACUUCAAUGAGUAUGUGGUUCUGGUGGCGACCCUGACCGUAGCCUGCAACGACUUCUUCCAGGAGCAGCAGAAAAAGAAAGCCAACUAA
Messenger RNA from Oncorhynchus mykiss (rainbow trout), 372 nucleotides. RefSeq names its product protein S100-Z-like. Gene Ontology annotation, molecular function: calcium-dependent protein binding; calcium ion binding. The record is from RefSeq and is a predicted model, not a curated record. Lineage: Eukaryota; Metazoa; Chordata; Actinopteri; Salmoniformes; Salmonidae.